CUUGAAAAACGAUAAGGUACAAAGCAGAACAGGCUCCUUUAAAUACACUCACCCACGUAAUUAUUAACUCCCCUGAGUUGCUGCAAGAGUGACUUUGGCCACAUAAUUAUAGUGGUUUCUCCAUCGGUAAAGGUGUUGGACAACAGGUGCUCUGUCGUUGCUGUGAUUAUGGACGACGUGACACAGAAGCUCACCUUGAAGCGGGAAGUAGGGCUGGUGGGAGCCGUGUCCCUCAUUGGAGGGACAAUGAUUGGAUCUGGGAUCUUCAUGUCCCCACAGACAGUGCUCCUCACCAUCGGCAGCCCUGGGGCCAGUUUGGUUGUGUGGGGGAUCUGUGGUUUACUGGUGAUACUGGUGUCUUUCUGCUACGCUGAGCUGGGCACCGUUAUAAGAGAAUCAGGAGGGGAGUACAUCUACAUCCUCAGGACUUCAGGUCCAGUCCUCGCCUUCAUGCUAAUCUUCAGCUCUGUGUUAUUUGUGAGACCUGCCGGUGUUGCCGGCAUCUCGCUGAGUUUUGCUCAGUAUGUCGUGGCUCCCUUCUACUCAGACUGCCCCCCUCCAGUGGUGUUAGUCAAAUGCGUGGCUGCAGUUGCAAUUAUAGUGCUUGCCACUGUGAACUGCCUUAAUGUUCGCUUUUCAAUGUCAGUCCAAGUGUUUUUUAUGGUGGUCAAGGUUCUGGCAUUGGCAGUCAUUAUAAUAGGAGGUUUGGUGAUGCUUAUCCAGGGGCAUACUGAAAACUUUGAAGACUCCUUUGAGAACACAAAUGUUGGCAUCAAUUCAAUUGGUAUUGCUUUCUACCAGGGACUGUGGUCCUAUGAUGGCUGGAACAAUCUGAAUUAUGUUACUGAAGAGUUAAAACGCCCAGAGGUAAGUAAAAGGCUAUAUGGGGUUUCAGGGAAAAGUUUUAUUGCAUUGAAGUAGUUAUUGAUUAAGACCAAUAAGCAGUCCAUGUUAAGGUGACCCUGGCUAUACUCGGCAGCAUCACCAUAAAGA
Molecule: messenger RNA, 993 nt
Organism: Perca flavescens (yellow perch)
Lineage: Eukaryota; Metazoa; Chordata; Actinopteri; Perciformes; Percidae
Product: b(0,+)-type amino acid transporter 1-like
Exons: 1
Coding region: 169-921 (250 amino acids)
Biological process (GO): amino acid transmembrane transport
Cellular component (GO): membrane
Molecular function (GO): L-amino acid transmembrane transporter activity
Source: RefSeq, a predicted model, not a curated record